This is a messenger RNA of Syngnathoides biaculeatus (alligator pipefish), 3515 nucleotides long. Its product is annotated as acetylcholinesterase-like. Gene Ontology annotation, cellular component: plasma membrane. Gene Ontology annotation, molecular function: acetylcholinesterase activity. Gene Ontology annotation, biological process: acetylcholine catabolic process; choline metabolic process. The record is from RefSeq and is a predicted model, not a curated record. The transcript is spliced from 10 exons. Bases 104 to 1873 code for a protein of 589 amino acids. NCBI's taxonomy places the organism in Eukaryota, Metazoa, Chordata, Actinopteri, Syngnathiformes, Syngnathidae.
GUACAGGGUCAGUGACUGCACGCCUUCCUCCUGUCAACAGCACUGUGUGUACGGUACUGAUCCACUCCACGCAGAUUCUAAGUGCAACUGAGCAGGAUUUUCAAUGGCGACAUCGUCGGCACAGAAGAACUAUGGUCUUCUCAUGCUGCUUUCGAUCCUGCCUCUGUCACUCACCAUAGAAGACGACCUUAUAGUAAACACUCGCAAUGGGAAAGUGCAAGGAGUGGAGGUUCCUGUGCUCGGUGGCGAUAUCCGAGCCUUCCUUGGAAUUCCAUAUGCAAAACCACCUCUUGGCAAACUGAGAUUCAGAGCUCCGGAGCCUGUUGGAAGAUGGGAGGGCAUCCUAGAAGCUAGGAACUAUGCAGAUUCUUGCUACCAGGUUCCUGAUACGUUCUACCCAGGUUUCAAGGGUUCAGAGAUGUGGAACCCAAACACUUAUCUGAGUGAGGACUGCCUAUAUUUAAAUGUCUGGACCCCCUUUUCCAAAAAUAGCCAGAGUCCACUGGCUCCUGUCCUUGUCUGGAUCUAUGGAGGUGGAUUCAUUUCAGGAACGUCAUCUCUGGACCUUUAUGAUGGCCGUUACUUGAGUAAAGUUGAAGGUGUUGUUGUGGUAUCAAUGAAUUACAGAUUAGGUCCUCUUGGUUUCUUGGCUUUGCCUGAUGACAACAUUCGGGGCAACGCAGGCCUCCUGGACCAACGUUUAGCCCUCCAGUGGGUAGCCAAUAAUAUCGCCGCUUUUGGGGGGAAUCCGUCACAGGUCACAAUUUUUGGGGAGAGUGCUGGCUCUGCGUCUGUUGGCUUCCACCUCCUCUCCCCAGGUAGUCAAGACCUCUUUCAAAGGGCUGUCAUGCAGAGUGGUGCCCCGAAUGCACCAUGGGCCUCAGUCAGCAAGACAGUUGCCUAUGAAAGGUCCACGAUGCUGGCAACGUUAUUGGGGUGUCCUACAACUUCGACAGCUCACCAGGUCAUCUGUUUACAGAAGAUUGAUCCUAACGUGAUAACCGAAAAACAAUUUGACGUUCUCACAAAGCCUACAAUAAUGCCGUUCACUUUCGUCCCUGUAGUGGACGGGUACUUCCUCCCUGAUGAAGUUGAAGUGUUGCUGCAAAGUAAUACACUUCCAAAGAAGGACGUGUUGUUUGGAUUAAACCGGGAUGAAGGCACAUACUUUUUAGUUUAUGGGAUGCCAGGAUUUAGCAACACUGGUGAGAGUCUCAUCACCAGGAAGGAGUUCAUGGAAGGAGUGCGGCUGGCAAUGGCGGACGUCGACGCUGUCGUAGAAGAAGGAGCAGUUUUUCACUACACCGAUUGGACGGAUGAGCAUAACAGGAUGAAAAGUCGUGACUCCCUGGGGAAUCUGGUUGGAGACAGAUUUUUUGUUUGUCCUUUAUUAGACUUUGCUCACAGGUACUCACAUCAGGGCGGUAAAAUGUUCCUAUAUUCCUUCGACCACCGGUCUUCCAGAAAUCCUUGGCCGGCAUGGAUGGGUAUUUUACAUGGUUAUGAGAUUGAGUUUGUGUUCGGAAUGCCGCUGGAUGUAACCUUGGGAUACACAAAGACUGAAGUGAACAUGACCAGGAAAUUUCUGAAACACUGGGCCAACUUCGCAAGGACGGGGAAUCCAGAAAUUGAUGGUGUCGCAUGGCCCUUGUUCACCUCUGAACACCAAGAGUAUGUCACGCUCAACUCCAACCUUCCAGAAAAAAGACGCAUGCUGAGAGCCAAAGAGUGUCACUUGUGGAAUAAAGUCAUGCCACGAAUACAGAAGCUUUCAGAUGAUCUACAGGCGUGUAUGACUGCAAAAGGCACAAACCUCCACUAUAGUUGCACAUUCCUCAUUAUUUCAUUGUUUGUCAUGUUAUUCUUUUUGUAAGUGGAGUCCAGCUUGAUUGUCAGAUGCUCAUAUACCAAACAGAGGGGAAGUACUCAUAUUACCCACUCUGUGCUGGUUAUGGACAAGAUGGCAGCCUGCUUCCUGAGCCUUGAGCAAGGAAGCCCACCCCCUCACAACUGACAACUCUACCUUGCCUGAAUGCCCACAUAAUCUAUUUGUGCAUGUGUGUGGACCGUGUUCAUGAGUAAUGCUUGCACCCCAAAAAAAAAAAAAAAAAAAAAAAAAGUCCACCAGAGCUAAUGGAUUUUCUCUUUAUGAGAUAUAUCAGUGCAGUACGGCUUCCCCUCAAUCACUCAAGUUUUACUUUACGUCCGUGUUUGGGUGGAGCAAUAUAAUAACAAAACUUAUACAAUACAAUACAAUUAAAUACAAUAAAAAUAACACUGAAAUACAAUAUUAUAUAUUGAGCAUUUUAAGCUAUGUUAGUCAUUGCAAUGCAAUGACGAUGCUUUCGAGUUUUUGCUGGUCCUCACAGUUCCCGUGUCAAAUUCUGAACGCAAAAUCAUCUCUCAUUAGAUUUAUAACUUUUUAGGUCUUAUCGUAAUUUGUGAUGAUUCCCCCCCCCCCCCCAUCUUAAAUGGCACCAAGAUGGCUGAGGCAGCUACGUCAAAAAAGGUAGGGAAACAUUUCCCGUCAGAGUAAUUUGGCAGGUGAUCAUCAAACCUUCAAGGAAUAAAUUUGCUAUAUGAUUAGAAGGAAAACUUCUGGAAUGAUACCAAUCAACUGACUUAAUUAACUCGGAGGGAACACUCACUGCUGAAUACAUCUUUUAAAAUGUAUUUUUGUUGUUGUUGUUUCUUCCGAAUUGGGGUGGUGAAAAUUAUGUUUGCAGUGAUUAAUUUGUGUGAGGAGUUGCAUGUUUUUCAGUAUGUCCGGUGUUUACAUUUUUGACCUGAAUGAUUCAUUCAUUCAAACACACUGCCCCUAACCAAGUCGUGUAAACAUAAUAAAAAAAUAAAUGGUAAGACCUGAAGGACAUGUUAAGUAACAAAGUAUAAAAUCUGGAUAUUUCUAUUUCUCCUAUGCGCAGCUUUGCUGUUUUAUAUUUAUGAGGUUUAUGAGAAUUUGAGGUUCUGAAUGCACUGAGGACAAAGCGCUCUGUCUUACUGUUUAUCAAACCAAAGUGUAUUUUCAAUUAUUCGUAACAUCAGGGAAUAUUUGUAUUUUUACUAAUGCAUGUAUUAUUAAUAUGUUGAUUAAUAAAGUAAUGGUAUCAGACAUAAAUAGUCUUAAUCCUUAUUAGUUAACAAUAAAAUGCUGGUUGAAAAGAACAUAUUCAUACAUCCACUCAUUUUCUUUGACACUUAUCCUCACGAGGGUCGUGAGAGGUGCUGGAGCCUAUCCCAGCUGUCAAUGGGGAGGAGGCGGGGUACACCCUGAACUCGUUGCCAGCCAAUCGCAGGGCACAUCGAGACAAACAACCGCACUUACAAUCACACCUAGGGGCAAUUUAGAAUGUCCAAUUAAUGUUGCAUGUUUUGGGGAUGUGGGAGGAAACAGGAGUGUCUGGAGAAAACCCACGCAGGCACGGGGAGAACAUGCAAACUCCACACAGGCGGGGCUGGGAUCGAACCGGGCCGGGUCCUCAGAACUGUGAGGCCAACACUUUACCAGCUGACCC